This is a messenger RNA of Ceratosolen solmsi marchali, 922 nucleotides long. RefSeq names its product mitochondrial ribosomal protein L19 (gene mRpL19). Gene Ontology annotation, biological process: translation. Lineage: Eukaryota; Metazoa; Arthropoda; Insecta; Hymenoptera; Agaonidae. Gene Ontology annotation, molecular function: structural constituent of ribosome. The coding region runs from base 1 to 918 and encodes 305 amino acids. The record is from RefSeq and is a predicted model, not a curated record. Gene Ontology annotation, cellular component: ribosome; mitochondrial large ribosomal subunit. The transcript has 4 exons.
AUGGCUAUUACAGGAAAAAUAAGACUUAAUUUACAAUUUAAAAAGCCUUUAAGAUACUUUCUUCAUGAUAGUCGAAAAAUAUCAACAGUAGUGUCAGAAAAAAUUAAUGAAAAUCUUAAAGAAUCCAACAAUGAACGGUUGGACAAUACCAAACUACCUCUUGAACUGCUUGAUUAUCGUUUUAAAUUCGCAGAAUUUCUACCCGAUCCAAAUCCCUUACAUAGAAAUAAAAUAAGAGAAAAAUUGGAGCGUAGAGACAUGCUAUUACGUAGAUCAAAUGUAGAAAUUCCUGAAUUUUACGUAGGUUCAAUUUUAGCUGUAAAUUAUUCAGAUCAACAUGCUCCUGGUAAACAAAAUCGAUUCUUAGGAAUAUGCAUCAGCAGAACAGGACAAGGCUUAAGAGCAUCAUUUAUUUUAAGAAAUGUUAUUGAUAAAAUGGGAGUUGAAAUUUCUUAUUUCUUAUAUGAUCCAACUAUUCAGAAGAUUGAGGUUAUAAGGCUAGAAAAAAGAUUAGACGAAGAGUUAUUUUAUCUCCGCGAUGCACCACCAGAAUAUAGCACAUUCCCACUGGAUAUGAGAGCAAAAAUUCAUGCACAUGGUACAUGUGUACCCAUAAAUGAAAUUAAAGUCCCUUUAAAUCCAUUGCCUUGGCUUCAAAGGUGGGAAAGAAUGAACAUGAAAGGUAUUAUUGAUUGUAAAAGUAUGGUGAAUGAAAAACGAAGGAUCAAAGCAGAAUAUAAAAUACAUACAAAACCAUGGGAGAAAUAUGACCUUAUGAAGAUGUACAGAGAAACCAUACCUAUAGAAGAACAAAAAGAAAUUUUUGCAGAAAUUUACUCAUCACUACAAGAGCAUGAAAUUCAUCGUUUAAAAUCGAAACGUACAAGAUCUCUUGUAAAACCAAUAAAAACUGGAUAAAAUA